Messenger RNA from Moesziomyces antarcticus, 702 nucleotides. RefSeq lists its product as uncharacterized. NCBI's taxonomy places the organism in Eukaryota, Fungi, Basidiomycota, Ustilaginomycetes, Ustilaginales, Ustilaginaceae. The transcript has a single exon. The record is from RefSeq and is a predicted model, not a curated record. Bases 1 to 702 code for a protein of 233 amino acids.
AUGUCCGUGCUCUCGAACCUCAGGAUCUCGGUCGCCAUUAAUCUGCGAGACCGGGAUGCACCAAGCCUCGUCCUCAUCAAGGCUUUCUACGAUGUGCCCAAGGAAGAGUACCAGCGCUUCGCUAACGAGGCGGCUCACCUCGAGUUUUUCGACCGUGUUGACCGAGGUCGUUGCCCCUAUGGCAACACGCAGGUCAAGUUCCAGGCUCCCCAAAGCAGUGCUGCCAGCGCGGUCUCGCAGGCCGUCAGCCUCGGCACCAGAUUCGGGGCUCGCAUCAGAGCGAAGGCCCUCGGAAGGACUUCUGCUCGCGUGGAUCGCGUGGAUCGAGGAAAAGCUGCGCACGGCUACAAGCGCAGCUUUUCGCAGCCAUACCGAAUCCCGUGGAGGAUGGCGUUCGAGAAUCGUCCUCGCAUCUCCAGCAACAAUGCCGCGUCGACUCCAGCUCCUGCUCAAGCUGGCAGAACGGUCGAAUGGAGUGAAGCGAGCCUUCCUGCUCCCGCUCCUGCUCAAGCUGGCAGAACGGUCGAAUGGAGUGAAGAGAGCCUUCCUGCUCCCGCUCCUGCUCCAGUGAAAGAAACCGACAAAGACAGCAUGAUGAAGAUCCUGGCUCCCGAAAUCCACGAGGCCGUCGCCGCUGCCCUAGCCAACGCCCUUGCCGCUGCUUCCGCUGCCGCUGCCGGAACGUGCUCUGGUACCGAUUGA